ACGUUGGUGAUAAACCAAUAGACAUAAAGUCUAAUUCGUCCGUUUACCAUCGUCCAAUGCUGCAUGCAACAUCCUCGUCCUCUCACUUGCCUAUCAAGAUUACUACUGUUACGCUGGGCGAUGAAAAUCACCCAAACCAAUCUUCUUAUAAAGACUCGGUCGCAACCCUUUCCCGACUGAACUUGUGUACUCAAACGUUUGCGUCUGAGGAACCGGUUCUCACAUUCUACUCGGAUGAGUUUACAACCCGCCAACUGCGACAGUUUUGGUACAGCUUUCUUUCCAGAUUCGUCCGUUUACCAUCGUCCAAUGCUGCAUGCAACAUCCUCGUCCUCUCACUUGCCUAUCAAGAUUACUACUGUUACGCUGGGCGAUGA
This is a messenger RNA of Dicrocoelium dendriticum, 377 nucleotides long. NCBI's taxonomy places the organism in Eukaryota, Metazoa, Platyhelminthes, Trematoda, Plagiorchiida, Dicrocoeliidae. The record is from the annotation of a GenBank genome assembly.